Messenger RNA from Pomacea canaliculata, 3274 nucleotides. RefSeq lists its product as uncharacterized. The record is from RefSeq and is a predicted model, not a curated record. The transcript is spliced from 6 exons. The coding region runs from base 1200 to 1796 and encodes 198 amino acids. Lineage: Eukaryota; Metazoa; Mollusca; Gastropoda; Architaenioglossa; Ampullariidae.
GUCUAUAAUUAAUUUUUUGUAAGCGUUGCUUAUACCCUUUCCAAUUUUGCUUCACUACCUAUUCAAUAGAAGAGGGUAAUAGUUGAAAAACGGGUAAGUGAAGGAUACAGUUAGAACAAAGUCAAUGAAGUUUUAUACAAUAAGGAGAAAUAUAUACAAUAAAAAAAUGUUUCUCUAUAAAUAAAGGGGACUGCAUUAUGGUUGUAUUAUACUGUAUAUGUAAGCUCAUCAGCGUUGGCUAGUCCGAUGAUAAUCAUUCGCGACACUUUAGGUAAAGCCUAUAUAAUUGUAUAUAUCUAUACCCGGCCUACGUGUUGUUGGAGAGUUUGCAUAUUUCCAUGCAAAAAGUGUGUGCAACCUCAGAGGUUAAAAGCCACAUCCUGACUGCAGCGCGAACGAGCUAGAAACUCUCGUGAUUUCAUAUUUAACAUUUCAUUUACAAAAAAAUGUAAUGACAAGAUUAUAAGUCGACCGAGGAUCAUGCAGUUUUCGGGGAAGUCACCUGGCGCAACUCAACUGUGAAAGGUGAGCACAUACACUUGUGAAUGUUUUAUAAACAAAUAACACAUAAAUUAUUCAUGUGUGUCUUCAUCUAUCCACCAACGCUUCAACGCACAGGCAAAGACAGCUACAGGAGAGUUGAGAGAAAUGAAUAAUUCACAUUUAAGCUUUCACAGUCCAAAAUUUUAUAAAACAUUUAACAAUUCGUGAGCUAAGGAGAUCUGUAAUAAGCUAUAUAUUUUUUCCUCUCUGCCAAGGUUGUGAUCUUCUUCGUGAAUUGCCAUCAGCAAAACCAUGUCAAUGAAGGUAUCUCUAAAUUAUAUCAUGUUGCUGAAUGAAUGGGUGAGCAUUCGGGGCAUUGUGAGUCUUUUAGAGAAAAAUUAUGAACAUUGGUAAUCUACCACCGCUACCAAUAAAUUUGUUUAAAAUACAACUGAGUUAUAAAAUUAUUUCAACGUUUUCUAAAUUAUGAAGCAUAAGGUAAACUAUGUAACAUGAAGGCUAUGAUAAUGAUUAUUUUCUAAACGUCACAUGCAAGGGACAUAAUAGAUUUCUCUUAGGUGGUUACCUCCCAUGUAACGAGUCACUUCAGGGUUGACUGCUUCAAUAGCUGUACUUAACAGCUAUAGGAGGUCAAGAAGAUGCCGAAAUUGUCUUCAAAAUAAAAACUUUUAGCAAAGCAGCGUCAGCACCCAGAUAUGAAACAUAUCCUAAUUUUGAUGUUGCUUCUAUUGGAAACGACCGCAAUACAUGAUGAAGAAUCCAGCUGUGAAGUGAUUUCCGGUGAAACCUGCUUUUAUCAAAUAACAGGCAGAAUCAAAGGAAAAAUCUUUGAGCAGAAGAGACCAUUUUAUCUCUUUUACAACUCCACAACGGGAAGUAAAGAUACUGCCGCAAUGUUUAUGUAUGCCAAUACGUAUCACUGCGAAGAAGCAAGAGGGUUUAUUUGCGAUACACAAUAUUUCAACGACACUUUUUCUAUCAGCGUGAAUAGAUUAGAAAAUCCUCCCAGUGCACUGCCAUGUACAGACGGAAACUUUAUUUUUUCCGCUGACGGAGAGAAGGACAUCUCCUGUAAGCCUAUACAGAACAAAUGGAAUUGUGAAAGUGAUUCGGCUAAUUGUAUCGCUGCUAGUGUUGUUGGCGUCAUAGGUUGGGUCAUCGUACUAUUAUUCCUCGUGAAAGACAUCUGGGUCCUUUUACGAUUUAUUCAAAAAAGGAAAAAAGUAAAAGAAGAGGAACUCCUUCUCCAACCAGCGGUUCUUCAUACUGGGAUGCGUAAGCAGAGGUGUUGAGAACAUCACUUGUUAAAUCAUCAUUUUUUCAGAAGAAUUCAUACCAAAAGAGAUUUGCUUCCGACCAAUUUUGACCAACAACGGCUUUUACUGAUUUCCCUUUUGUCCAGCACGGGUUAGUUCAUAAAAAAUUCCCAUUGUUAUAGACUACAACUGCAUAAAAGAAAAAAGUAAGACUACAGAUAUAUUGUCUGGCGAGUGUGUGCAAAGUCCUAUUUUUUUUCUUGUACAUAAAUAAAAAGGUUAAAAGGCUACACAUUCACAUACCUUUUACUCCCCUUUCUCACUUACUUAACCCUUGUACACAUUUUUUCUUUAUCUUUUCCCUCCAUAUAUACACAUUUAUCUCCCCAUAUACACACACCAAUAUCGUUUUAACCGUUUUCUCUUGACUUUGACUUCACUAGUGGCCAACAAAUUAACAGUUUCAGUGUAAAAUAACACUUAGUUUCCACAACAAAAAGCCCAAACUGCCUAAUUACUAACUCUUUAGUGCUAUUAGUGCUACUGUAUAGUUUAUUGAGAACGUGAGGUCCUUCUUUCAAUGUCUUGAAAUUUUCUCUCUUACUUACACAAACAGGACAUUUACAUAAAAACAAGCCUUUUAUCUUGCUAUGUGGGCAGAAGGAACAAAUGGGGUCUACUGAAGAUUGUGGGAAAAGGCUUGCAUGACUGCUUUUUCUGAUACUUUCAAUCUUCUUUACAGCUCUUAAACUACUCUAUAGUUCAAACUGCAAACUUUUUUGAAGAUCAGCUUACCUUUCUUGACAACAGGUAUCCCUAAAUUUACUUUUAAAUUUCAUCAGAAGUAAUUUCUUAUCGUCAACUUGUUCAGUUAUCUACACAUAGCCAAACCAUGCGAUCUGUAGGCGUGUCUUGUGCUGCUGGGCUGGUCAGUUGGAGUGUUUGUCACAGACCUAGUCGGAGAGGUAGGACUAAGCGCACGCGCACGGACGAAAGGGCGUGAAAGAUGGAGGUUUCCGGAAUGCGUGUCUCUAUGAUGUUAAAAAAAAAAGAAAAGAAAAAGAAAAGGUGUGACGGGAGAGGGAGAGAGCAGUUAGCCAGGAGAGAUUGGGGUAGCAAGCGAAAGGACGAGAAGACGUGAAACUGGACGUUUGAUGGUGAGUGGAAAAUAUUGUUUUCGGGAAGUAAAAAGACAUUGCCAAGACAGUGAGCUUAACUGAUGUAUAGAGAACCUAAGGAACACUUUGGAGUUUGCGAUUGUGUCUUUUGAAGUGAAGAGCCAUUGCCGAGACAGUGUGCUUUAUAUAAGGAGUUUCUUGCAUUUUGUGUAUGUGUGUUUCGAAGUGGAGAGCCACUGCCGAGACAGUGUGCUUUACUGGUUGAUUAGGAGUUUCUUGCAUUUUGUGUAUGUGUGUUUCGAAGUGGAGAGCCAUUGCCGAGACAGUGUUAUUUAAUAAUGUAUAGAGAUUCAGUGCAUUUUGUGGAUGUGUUUAGUAAACUCUUACAGGCAAAAA